AUGGAAGAAGAAAAGGUUGAAAUGGCGAUGGCAACCAAUUUUGUUACUCUGGGUGAACUCUGGUCCAGCCACGUUGAAAUGGAGGAAGAAGAUGAAGCGAUAUUUUCCAGAAUCAAGGUCUUAAUAGAGAACCAUCUGCCAGACGGCUGGAGAGACUGGAAGGUGAUUGACUGGAAGAAAGAAGAUCUAUUUGGGAAAAAGAUAGACCACAAAGUAUUGAACAAAAUUCGCUUCGCCCUCCCCACAUUGGAACUGGUGAAAGCAUUCUACCCAGAAGCAACAUCGGUGGGAGAGAAAACCUACCGAAAUAUAAAAUUGAGGCUUCUCGACUGGAACCUCUGUAGAGCAUUGAUCAUGAGCCCACGGCAGAGAGCUGACGUCGGAGGCCCUUUCAAUUAUACGUCCCGAAGUAAAAGGAGACGGUGUCAAUCGUCCAGCUCAGACGACGAGUACCCGGUCAGAACCGAGAAACCAAUGAAGAGGAGGCGGCGAGUAUUGUCUUCGAGCGCGGAGGAGGAUGUCAAUGAGACAAGGCUACGCCGCGUGGAAAGCAUGGUCGAGAAUCUUUACCACUUGGUCUCAGGAAAUAAAGAGAACGAUGGCAGCGUCAUGAAUUCGACGUGGCAAGCUCCAACUCCUACAGGUGAAGAGCUGUAUGACGCCGACAGUAUUGGCACAUGUGGCAGCGUAAACGACUGGGACACGUUUUCCCCUGUCACUAGGGAAAUCGAGCCUACAGUCCCUAGGGCGGACCCAGUAAUCGAGACACAGGGCAUGAAAUGCCAGCGUUUCGGGGAAGAGACAUGGAACAAGAUUCGUUACGUGGACGCUCAGAAAAAACUCCACGCAUCACCAGUCUUCAGUACUCUGAAGGUUAACUCAUCCUUGUACAACAAAAGAGCAGCUGAAAGAUGUGGUUAA
This is a messenger RNA of Acanthoscelides obtectus, 921 nucleotides long. Lineage: Eukaryota; Metazoa; Arthropoda; Insecta; Coleoptera; Chrysomelidae. The record is from the annotation of a GenBank genome assembly.